Messenger RNA from Hibiscus syriacus, 505 nucleotides. Its product is annotated as 40S ribosomal protein S19-3-like. Bases 46 to 483 code for a protein of 145 amino acids. Gene Ontology annotation, molecular function: structural constituent of ribosome; RNA binding. Gene Ontology annotation, cellular component: ribosome; cytosolic small ribosomal subunit. The record is from RefSeq and is a predicted model, not a curated record. The transcript is spliced from 4 exons. NCBI's taxonomy places the organism in Eukaryota, Viridiplantae, Streptophyta, Magnoliopsida, Malvales, Malvaceae. Gene Ontology annotation, biological process: translation; ribosomal small subunit assembly.
AAGAAGAAAUCAAUCUCUGCUGCAGAAAUCAAAGAGAAAAAAGAAAUGGAGGCAGCGAGAACAGUUAAGGAUGUUUCCCCCCCCCCCCACGACUUUGUCAAGGCUUACGCCGCCCAUCUCAAGCGCUCCGGCAAGAUUGAGCUUCCUUCAUGGACUGAUAUCGUCAAGACUGUCAAACUCAAGGAGCUUCCUCCCUAUGAUCCCGAUUGGUACUAUAUCAGAGCUGCUUCCAUGGCAAGGAAAAUAUACUUGAGGGUAGGUCUUGGUGUUGGUGCCUUUAGGAGGAUUUACGGAUGGGCUAAGAGAAAUGGAAGUUGCCCUCGCCAUUUCUGCAAGAGCAGUGGAUCUGUGGCUCGUCACAUUCUUCAACAAUUGCAGAAUGUUAACAUCAUUGAUAUUGAUCCUAAAGGUGGUAGGAGAAUCACAUCCAAUGGACAACGCGACCUCGACCAAGUAGCUGGGAGGAUAGCAGUUGCCAUGUGAUUGUUGCUUUCUUCUUUAUGAA